Cladocopium goreaui is the source of this 858-nucleotide messenger RNA. NCBI's taxonomy places the organism in Eukaryota, Dinophyceae, Suessiales, Symbiodiniaceae. The record is from the annotation of a GenBank genome assembly.
AUGUUUGAUGGGAUGGUGUGUCGCAGCUUUGGGGAUCUGACAGGGCUUCACCCUACGGGAAUGCAAUGGCAGCAAGCUUCCCUCGGACUUGGGCAUGCUGGGUUGGGUUUGCGAUCAACAGCCAAGCACGCCUCGGCUGCCUACCUUGCCUCGUUGGGGGAGGCCUCCACUGCAGCGCAGGACUUGGACACCGCCUUCUCUGCCGAGGACCUGCGAUCUUCCCAUGACGUGCGUGCGGCGUUGGCAGCAUUGAACGCCAACUUGCAUCCCAAAGACCAAAUUAGCUUCGAAGCCGCCACCAUACCGGCUGGCCGGGGGCGCAUGGAACCUGCCACUUUUGUUGCCGAACUACGCGCUCGUUUGGGCAUUCCGGGUGCAGACCAGGAUGCUUGGUGCCCCCGUUGCGAUGGGAUCUUGGACGUGCAAAACUACCACGCAGGGAUGUGCGCUGCAGGUGGUGAUGGGCUGAACGAUGGGGGCUCCGCCCUGAGAGGGAGAGACCGGGUCUGCUGCUGCCACAGCCGGCGACCAACUGAUAUUUACCUUCCGGCGUUGGCCGGGGCUCCUGCUGCACUUGACUUUGCUGUAACAGCACCACAGCGGCAGGAGACCUUGGUUCAAGCCAGUCAGCAAGGGGCGGCGGCUGCCACGGCAUAUGCCCACCACUUGUCGAAGCCACGGAGUGCUUGGGACCCUGCGGCCAUGAAGAUUUUGAAACACAUUGCUCAUGCUGCCGCAAGCCGGGCUGGCACCGACCCAGCUGACAGCCUCGAUCACUUGCACCAAGAGGCCAGUGUCUGCGUUCGGACAUGGCGGGCCCGAGCCGCCUUGCGCCGACGUUGCGAACUCACAGCUUAG